Molecule: messenger RNA, 1593 nt
Organism: Glarea lozoyensis ATCC 20868
Lineage: Eukaryota; Fungi; Ascomycota; Leotiomycetes; Helotiales; Helotiaceae
Exons: 3
Coding region: 1-1593 (530 amino acids)
Source: RefSeq, a predicted model, not a curated record
AUGUCUUUUACGGGAGAAAAUACAUACACCAGUAUUCAACCCGCACGAACCCUUCAUCACGCCAAUAACAACCCCGAGACGCCAUAUAGUGCCGUCUCGUCAUUUAACUUACCAGUCACUUACGACUCGUCUCUCGUUACACCAGUCUCCAUGUCGGCAUCCCCUCAUGUACCGAGGACGACCUCUUCGCCGAAUUCGAGCAAAGAGAAACCAAUCAAGAUGUCUCCCGUAUCACCUACCUAUCUUGGCUUCCAAGAAGAAGAUGGAUUUGGUGCAACAAGAUUUCACAACGAACCGAUGAAAUACAAAGAUCCACCGAAUGCACUUUAUGUUUCUACCCCAGAAAGUACUUUCCCAGCUUCACCAUAUCCUGAACCCUUCUUUGGCAACUUUGGUGUGUCAGCCCCAACGACUCGGAACCCAGCACCUUCACCACCAUUACAUCCUCAUCAGAGUCCAAGUCUCCAUUCUGCGGGAGGGUUGAGCAAUGAUAGUAGAAAUUCGCGUCAACCAACGCCUGGACAAGCUUAUAGAAGCCACAACCAAACACCUAUUCUCAUCGCACCAAACCCAGCGAGUUUACGUAAAGAUAGUGGUGUGUACCGACAAAACUCAAUUCAGUCAAACCACUCACACGGUUCAGGUUCUCACUCUCAUGGACUUCCUCAGAUGCAUUACUCUCCACAACAUCAUGAUAGUCACAUGCUUCCCUCAUCAGGAUCAAAGAAGCGUAAAUCUCCAGACAGUGGUCUCGAUCAUGAGUAUGCCAAUGGCAAUCAACAGAUGACGGGAGAAGAACAGCUCCUCCUUCGCCUCACCGACCAACUCAAUCUACCUUGGAAAGAUGUCAUGGCACGUUUCAACGACGAGACGGGAAAAUCGAUGAAAGUUCCGGCAUUACAGAUGCGCAAGAAGCGCCUUUUGGAACGGCUAAGGGAGCGAGCGUUGACUAUGGCUAUGGAAGACUACGACAAGCAGAGAUGGGAGACUAUCGCCCGGGACAUGCUCAAACAUGGCUCUACUGAGAAAUGGACCAAGGAAGCGGUGCAGCGGAAGUGGUACGAGAUGCAUCCUAAUGGCUCUCCGUUGGUUGAAUACGCGUCUCCGGGGGAAUAUGAGCUCGGAAAUCGCGUCCAGUAUCAACGACCUGGCAUGCCGUAUAGUCCGCAGACGCCAAUGGGCGGCUAUCACGGCAUGCCCCUCCAUCAACGCCACCACUCCUACUCCGGCCCACCAGAAACCCAUAAACUGCCUCCCUCACACCCUCUCCACGCCGUUCAACAAGUCGCUCUCGGUCUCCCCCCCUUACGCCCAGCUUCUCCGGACCUGAUGAACCUCCUCCCGCCGUUCCGCCACCAGAAUACCUCUCCACCCACGGUCAGCAUGGAUGAAGUACGCUCGAGAGCGGGGAGCGAUGCGAGUCAGCAGAUGGCCAUGCAUCAGAAACAGGCGCAGAUGAUGUUUGAGGAGCAGAAGAGACGGGAGGAGGGGCGCAUGAGGGCGUUGCUGGAGGUUGGGGGGCAGAGAGCCGCGACGGGGACGCCGUUGCCAAGUCAGGUUUAUGCGCAGAGUCAGAGGGAGGGGAGGGAGUAG